AUGGCCUCCAACAACAACACCAGCAGCAGCAGCCCCACCGACCUGGACAGCCAGGUCAAUGUGGAGGAUUUGCCCAUAACCUUCAAGGUCAAGUACAUUGGCUCGGAGGUGGCGCGCGGCCUGUGGGGCAUCAAGUACACACGCCGGCCGGUCGACCAUAUGGUGGGCGUGGCCAAGAACCUGCCGCCCAACAAGGUGCUGCCCAACUGCGACCUGACGGUCUCCGUGACGGGCGUCCAGCUGGAGAUCAUAUCGCCGAAGGCGAGCAUCAACAACUGGUCCCACCCGAUCGACACGAUCUCCUACGGCGUACAGGAUCUGGUGUACACGCGUGUGUUCGCCAUGAUCGUCGUCAAGGACGACGCCAGUCCGCAUCCGUACGAUGUGCACGCCUUCGUCUGCGACAGUCGGGCGAUGGCCCGCCGGCUGACCUUCGCCCUGGCAGCGGCCUUCCAGGACUACUCGCGACGCGUCAAGGAGGCGGCCGGCGAUGACCAGAUCGAUACCAUAACCCCGGCACGCCAGAAGUUCGCCAUCGAUCUGCGCACCCCCGAGGAGAUACAGGCCGGCGAAAUGGACCAGGAAACGGAGGCGUAG
Molecule: messenger RNA, 597 nt
Organism: Drosophila persimilis
Lineage: Eukaryota; Metazoa; Arthropoda; Insecta; Diptera; Drosophilidae
Exons: 2
Coding region: 1-597 (198 amino acids)
Source: RefSeq, a predicted model, not a curated record